AUGGAGGAGCCUGAUACCGACAUCGUCAUGGAGGGUGAAGACCACCACAUGGCCACAGUGGACGGCACUGCGGCCACGAACGGCUUCCUGGACCCUGCGGCACUAGAGGGGUCUGUGAUGACGUCGAAUGGGCAGAGUCUAGACGACGAUGCCGCGGACGAGGAUGAAGACCUGGGGCUCAUAGGCUACCAGCCAGACGUGCGCCAACGGCGACUGCUCCCGACAGGGUGUUGCUACGAUGACAGGAUGAAGCUCCACGCCAACGCCGACUUUGGGCCACACCCCCACCACCCCGAAGACCCGUCGCGGAUCGAGCACAUCAUGGCCACCUUUAAGAGGGGCGGCCUCGUAUAUACAGGCUCAGACGUAGACCUCUUGAAGAUCACCCAAAACCAACCGACAAAGUACAUGUGGCGCAUCACCGCGCGCGAGGCGACCAAAGAAGAGAUCUGCCUCGUGCAUAGCCCAACCCACUUCACAUGGGUCGAGGAGCUUUCCCAAAAACCAACAGAGGAGCUCCGCCGCAUCUCGACUGUCAUGGACCAGGGCAGGGACUCGCUGUACGUCGGCAGCUUGACUUUUGAGGCUUCGCUCAUCUCGGCUGGCGGGGCCAUCGAGACAUGCAAGAGCGUCGUUGCCAGCAUCGUCAAGAAUGCCUUUGCCAUUAUUCGUCCCCCGGGCCAUCACGCAGAAUAUGACGCCCCCAUGGGGUUCUGCCUCUUUAACAACGUCCCUGUCGCGGCCAAGGUCUGUCAGGCCGAUUUUCCCGAGCUGUGUCGCAAGAUCCUCAUCCUGGACUGGGACGUCCACCACGGAAACGGCAUUCAGAACAUGUUUUACGAGGACCCCAACAUCCUAUAUAUAUCUAUCCAUGUAUACAAUAACGGCACAUUCUACCCCGGCAAACCCGACAACCCCAUGACGCCAGAUGGUGGCAUUGAGAACUGCGGCGCGGGGGUUGGCCUGGGCAAGAACGUCAACAUCGGCUGGCACGACCAGGGCAUGGGUGACGGCGAGUACAUGGCGGCUUUUCAGAAGAUCGUUUUGCCAAUCGCCCAAGAGUUCGGCCCGGACCUUGUCAUCAUCUCGGCGGGUUUCGACGCGGCCGCCGGAGACGAACUGGGGGGCUGCUUUGUGACGCCGUCCUGCUAUGCCCACAUGACUCACAUGCUCAUGUCUCUGGCGAACGGAAAGGUCGCCGUCUGCCUGGAGGGCGGAUAUAACCUCGAGGCCAUCUCCAAAUCGGCCCUUGCCGUGGCCCGCACGCUCAUGGGCGACCCGCCACCGACUAUGCAUAUCCCGAGCAUCAAUAGAGACGCCGCUCGAUUGCUGGCUAAGGUCCAGGCUCACCAGGCGCCCUAUUGGGAGUGCAUGCGGCCUGGUGUUGUCGACACGCAUGACAUGGUAGGUCAGGGAGCCUCACGCCUGCACGAUGUCAUCCGCAAUGCACAGCGCCAUGUGCUCUCGGAACGGUUCGGCAUGGUUCCCAUGUUCAUCCAGCGCGACACCAUUUUCAAGUCGUUUGAGAACCAGGUCUUGACCACGAGGAAUAUACACUCGUCCAAGAAGCUAAUAGUCAUCAUACACGACCCGCCUGGGCUGCACGGACAACCAGAUCCUCUAGACAACUCGAUGGACCCACAGAAUGUGUGGAUGGCUGAUGGAGUCCUCCAAUAUAUCGAGUGGGCCGUCCCCCGGGGCUUUAGUAUCAUGGACAUCAACGUGCCCCACUACAUUACGCGUCCUGAAGAUACCGACGCGUUCACGCCCCGUAUGGAUGAACGCGAAUUGCAGUUGCAGGUCCAGGAGCUCAUGUGCUACAUUUGGGACAACUACCUCCAGCUGUACGAUAACGUAGACGACAUUAUACUGAUGGGCGUAGGCAAUGCCUACUUGGGGGUUAAGGUUCUGCUGCUCAACAGAGAUAUCAAGUCGCGCGUCUCAGGCGUGCUCAACUUCGUCAACGGUGCGCUGCGCCCGGUCAAGUCGGACGUGGACCACGACCUCUCGGCGUGGUACAAGGACAACUCGCGCGUCUACGUGGCCAAGGACCACGCCUGCUGGACCGACCCGGAACUCAAACGUAAGGUGAUGAAGCGUCGGUUCGGCAACGUCGUCCGUAGCAACGUCGACGGCUUGACUAGUAUGAUGAACCAGCAUGCCCGAGACGCACAACAGUGGAUCCUCGACUGCGUGGCCCAGGAGCAUGGCGACACCACAGAGGACGACAAUCGAAUGGCUUGA
This is a messenger RNA of Lasiosphaeria miniovina, 2244 nucleotides long. Its product is annotated as histone deacetylase A-like protein. The record is from RefSeq and is a predicted model, not a curated record. The coding region runs from base 1 to 2244 and encodes 747 amino acids. The transcript is spliced from 3 exons. Gene Ontology annotation, cellular component: histone deacetylase complex. Gene Ontology annotation, biological process: negative regulation of transcription by RNA polymerase II. Gene Ontology annotation, molecular function: transcription factor binding; histone deacetylase activity. NCBI's taxonomy places the organism in Eukaryota, Fungi, Ascomycota, Sordariomycetes, Sordariales, Lasiosphaeriaceae.